Messenger RNA from Kluyveromyces marxianus DMKU3-1042, 615 nucleotides. It is a transcript of the gene SHR3, whose product is annotated as Shr3p. Gene Ontology annotation, biological process: endoplasmic reticulum to Golgi vesicle-mediated transport. NCBI's taxonomy places the organism in Eukaryota, Fungi, Ascomycota, Saccharomycetes, Saccharomycetales, Saccharomycetaceae. The coding region runs from base 1 to 615 and encodes 204 amino acids. The transcript has a single exon. Gene Ontology annotation, cellular component: endoplasmic reticulum membrane. The record is from RefSeq and is a predicted model, not a curated record.
AUGAAUCUAACAUACAAAGAUAUUUGUGCUGUAGGCACAGCAAUGAUCAUUGGAUCCACUGGUUUCCUUAUGGGUAUCUUUUCCGCCAGUCAACCAUACGACUACAACGUGCUAUUUAACCCGGCUGCUACGCAAGAACACUUCGAUAUUGCUCUAAAACAUUACCAGACGCUGUUCUACACCCCAAAGCCACCUCUCUAUCUGCUUGCGUUUGUCGCUUUGAUCGGGGUUAUUGGUUCAUUGAUCAAAGUCUACAAGCCAAACCCUGAGUUACAGUAUUUUGAAUAUGGUUCCUUAGUGUUAUAUAUUUUGGGUAUCUGUGUGUUUUUGACCAAUAUUAGAACCGGUGUCGAGUCCGCAGUGACCCAUAAAUGGGGUGAAGUCACUGAGAUGCAAGGAAUUGCUGUUAUUGCAUCUUCUAACAUUAUCAUAUUGAUUAUCUUCUCCGGUGUCAUUGUCUUACAAGCUGGUUUGUGGUACAGCACCUGGGAAUAUGAACAAAGAUUGGCCAAAUGGAGAGAAGAAGAAGCUGCUGCUGCUUCUGCGUCUGCCACCCCUACAUCCACUGGUAAAAAAUCAGAAGGUGGUGCUAAAGAAUCCAAGAAGAAGAAAUAG